AUGUGGCUAAGAGUUGCUUUAGCGUUAUUGAUCAUUGAGAAAUGUGCAUCGAUUUCAAGUCCUAUUCAACCAAUGGCAAAUUUUAAAUAUUCAAUAGAACUUGAAGCUAAUAUAGCUGAUCUUUGGUGGACUGUUGAUGAUGUUCGAAAAGAAAUUAUAUUUGAUUUGCAUAUAAGAACUACGGGUUGGAUUUCUUUGGGUGGAGGAAUGACAGGUGCUGAUAUAGGAGUUGGAUGGGUUGAUAGUCGAGGGCAAGUUUAUUUUCAAGAUCGAUAUGCGUCUGGUUUCGUUCGACCAAUGAUUGAUAAUACAACAAACGAUUGGUCUGCGCUGCAAGGUCGAGAAUUGAACGGAUGGACAGCCAUUCAAUUCAAACGUUUGCUUGAUACAUGUGAUUCAAUGGAUUAUCCAAUUAAGAGUGGAACAAAUAUUUUGAUAUAUGCAUAUGGUCUUGUUGAUCCCGAUGGAUCUGAAAUAAACUAUCAUGAAAAUCAUCGAGGUACACGUAUGAUUCCACUUCAAUCUUAUGGUCAACCACCAUCGGAUGACAAAUUUGCUGAAUCCGAUUAUUUUGAACUUCGUUUAAGCAAUUAUGUUGUUCCAUCGAAUGAUACAACAUAUCAUUGUAAGGUUUACAAAGCACCAACAUCUUAUGCAACAAAACGACAUGCUAUUGCUUACAAAAUGUUGAUUGAUGAUGAAAAUUCCGAUCUCGUUCAUCAUUUACUUUUACAUGAAUGUAAUCCGUCAAUUAGUUUUGAUGACAACAAUCUUCCUGACGGAAUCUGUGAUGAAAUUAACGAUAAAAUCGAACCUUGUUCAACUAAUAUUGCUACUGGAUGGGCAAUUGGUGGUGAUCAUCUAAUUGAAUUUCCUGAACAAGCUGGGUAUCCAGUUGGUUUGAAUUCUCCAAAUAAAUAUUUUAUGGUUCAAAUGCAUUAUGAUAAUCCAAAACAAGCUUCAAACCGUCGUGAUAGUUCUGGAAUUCGAUUUUAUCUUGGUAAGCAACUUCGUCAACAUGAUAUUGGCUAUUUAACAGUUGGCACAGUUUCAACUCUUCUUGGUAUUGCUAUUCCACCAAAAUUUGAAAAAUUUAUAGUUGAUUCUUAUUGUCCAAGUGGUGCUACACGUAAUAUUCCAAAAUCGGGUAUAACAGUAUUAUCUUCUUUUCCACAUACUCAUUUACAAGGUGUUAGUGUAUGGACUAAGUUAAUUCGUAAUAAGACAGCUGUUGAAUAUUUAUUUAAUGCUGAAUCAUAUCAUUUUAAUUAUCAAUUUGAAAAUCGUUUGGCAAAAACAAUACAACUGUUUCCAGUAAAAAAAUUGAUUGAAUUUUUUUACGUUUUAUAUUUUGUUGUUCUUAAGGGAGAUGAAUUUGCUACUCGAUGUAUUUAUAAUACAAUGAACAAAAACGAAGUUACAUUGGGUGGAGAAAAAACAAGAGAUGAAAUGUGUUUAAAUUUUCUCACUUAUUAUCCUCGAAUGGAUGAUCUCACUGUAUGUUUCACGAUGAAUACAGUUCAAUCAUUACAAGAUAUCAUCAAUUCUUCAGCACCAUUUGAUUAUUUUGCUGCUCAAAAAUGGCUUCUCGAUUUGAAAUGGACACCAGAAUCGUCAAAACAAUGGCAAGAAUAUUACAAUAAAGCUCCACGUCUAUCAGUUUUUGCUCGAGCAGGACAAUUUGAGGCUGAACCUCUUGAUGCUAUACCGAAAUAUCAAGAUUUUGAACCAGUUCAGUGUCAAAAGUAA
Messenger RNA from Rotaria sp. Silwood2, 1749 nucleotides. Lineage: Eukaryota; Metazoa; Rotifera; Eurotatoria; Philodinida; Philodinidae. The record is from the annotation of a GenBank genome assembly.